UUUGAUCAGAACACACGACUCACAGAGUUCCUGUCUUUGUGAUGGUGUCUCACAGACUUUACUGAGGUGGUGUUGGAUCGGUUCAUUGGUUCUCAGCAGUGUUGUGUGGACAGUGUCUCCGGGCCGGACUCGUCCCUCAAGCGCGUGGCGGUGGUGGAGGACUUCUUCUCCAUCAUCUUCUCCAUGCACGUGGAGAUCAGCAGCGAUCCGGCCAAAGCUCCCAAACACGCCGGCCAGAAGAAAACCUACAAAGCUAUUGCAGAGACGUACGCCUUCCUGCCCAGAGAGGCGGUGACCCACUUCCUGAUGAGCUGUGGCGAGUGUCAGAAGAGGAUGCACAUCAGCUCCACAGGACCAGACUUCAGAGGAGCCCUGAAGAAGAACCUGGCAGCUGAGCUGAUCAGAGAGGACCUGGUCACGUUAGGACUCAGCGAGGACAAGGCGUCUCACUUCUCACAGCAGUGGACGGAGCACCAGGAGGCGCUGUCCCGACAGGCGGUCAGUCAGGCGCUGAUGGUCAACCAGCUGCUGGACAUGGAGUGGAAGUUCGGAGAUCAGGAUGUUUCUAUAUCUCUGCACCGACGCCACCUGGUGGUCAGAAGCUUCAUGUUCUCUGUGACUGUGGGAACCAGUGAGACACAGAAAGUGGGCAACAUCUACCUGCAGUUGAAGCUCGUGGUCAGAAAAGGGAAUUCCACUGAAAACGUCUUCAUGGAGCUGACACUCCCUCAGUUUUACAACUUCCUGCACGAGAUGGAGAGAGCCAAGGCCAGCAUGGAGUGCUUCAGCUGAGGGGGGGGGCUCUCCUACAGCUGAUCUUUGUGAGGACCAGGUUGAGACUCCGGCUGCUCCUCACUUUGUGACCCUCCUUUAAUAAACUGCUGUGGGUUGGAA
Messenger RNA from Pleuronectes platessa (European plaice), 894 nucleotides. RefSeq names its product COMM domain-containing protein 7. The record is from RefSeq and is a predicted model, not a curated record. Lineage: Eukaryota; Metazoa; Chordata; Actinopteri; Pleuronectiformes; Pleuronectidae. The transcript has 10 exons. Bases 184 to 792 code for a protein of 202 amino acids. Gene Ontology annotation, biological process: tumor necrosis factor-mediated signaling pathway; negative regulation of DNA-templated transcription. Gene Ontology annotation, molecular function: NF-kappaB binding.